AUGACGAUCGAUCAUGAUAAGCACUUCUGGGACCGCAGCGCCGCCAAGUAUUCCACGAGCAAAGUCAGCGACCAAGCAGGAUUUGAACGUACCUUGGAGAGAACCAGGGACUUCCUCAAGGAAGGCGACGCUGUGCUGGAGCUGGGCUGUGGCACCGGCUCCGCUGCGCUUCUUCUCGCACCAAGUGUUCGUCGAUAUCUCGCCACGGACUUGUCGCCAAAGAUGAUAGGGAUCGCGCAGGAGAAAUUAGCGGCGAAUGCCACCCUCUCUGGCCUCGAGUUCCGAGCGACAACGGCCGAGAGUCUGUCGACCGAAGCGUCCCGGUACAAUGCCAUCCUGGGCUUCAACUACCUCCAUCUUGUGCGCGACACCCCCGCGACCAUGAUAAAUAUACACAAAAUGCUAGAUGAUGGAGGACUAUUCAUCAGCAAGACGCCCUGUGUCGGGGAGAUGAACCCGCUCAUACGAUGGGUGGCUCUGCCCGUCAUGCAUAGCUUUGGGUGGGCUCCGUAUGCGGGCAGCUUCACCACCGCUGAUCUUCGAAAACACAUUGUGUCAGCUGGGUUUGAGAUUCUGGCGGAUGAGAUGCACUCUUCAAAAGGCAAUGAUAAGCGACCGUUUAUUGUGGCGCGCAAGAAGUGA
Molecule: messenger RNA, 642 nt
Organism: Akanthomyces muscarius
Lineage: Eukaryota; Fungi; Ascomycota; Sordariomycetes; Hypocreales; Cordycipitaceae
Exons: 1
Coding region: 1-642 (213 amino acids)
Source: RefSeq, a predicted model, not a curated record